UCGAGCCGACUCGUUUGGCGCAAUCCUCGUCCUGCAAAGCGCAACUCACGCGGCGGCUGCAGCUCGUUUUUUCCCUCAGUUUCCUUCACUAUCCACACGUUUCACGGCUCUGACUUCAUUGUUUCUCGGUUCUCAAACGCUUUUCACGUUCACCUUUACGUCUGCGAUAUCUAGCAAACGCAAAAUGCCGCAAAACGACGCGGAAAAGUGGUCGGAACCCAGUUAACUUGGCCUUAACUGUCGCACAGUUUAGUUUUGUGUGUUCACACUGAGAGAAAAGCGGCCAAAGGUAUUGGAGGAGGCGAAUCAAAAUUGCGUGCAUUUGCGGCCGCCGCUGCUGGCACCGUGAUAUAACAGGAGUUUGCCGCUCGCCUUUCUCCACUUUCUCUCACUCUCUCUCGCGCUCGAGUCGAAGUAGAAGUCAAGGUAUCCAUGUGGCGGCUCCAUUGACCAGAAGGCGGGCGAAGCUAACCACUGCUUUCGGGCCAAUUCGUUUGACAAUUGAGGAAGUGAGCCGCAACUUUUAAAUGAAGAAACAUGGGGAAUGGCAUGAACAAGGUCUUGCCGGGACUUUAUGUGGGCAACUACCGCGACUCCAAGGAUCAUGCCCAGCUGGAGAGGUUCAAGAUCUCGCACAUCAUCGCCAUACAUGACAGUCCGCGGCGUCUACUGCCCGACAAGCACUACCUGUGCGUGAUGGCCUCGGAUACGCCGGACCAGAAUCUCUCGCAGUACUUCUCCGUCUGCAACGACUUCAUCCACGCCGCCCGCCUGCGCGAGGGCAACGUGCUCAUCCACUGCCUGGCGGGCAUGUCGCGCUCGGUGACCGUGGCCGUGGCCUACAUCAUGACGGCCACCCACCUGAACUGGAAGGAGGCACUGAAGGUGGUCCGCGCCGGCCGCGCCGUGGCCAAUCCCAAUACCGGUUUCCAGAACCAGCUGCAGGAGUUUGAGCAGUUCAAGCUGACCGAGGAACGUCGCCGGCUGCGGGAACGCUUCCCAUCCUCGGCUCUGGAGCAACUCGAUCGCACCAAGGUGGUCACCGCGCUAGAUAACUACCAGGAGCUGCUCCAGAACCGGGACAUAUGCGAGGGCAACUGCUCCCGCGGCGAAAAGUGUCCCACAGGCGUCUGCAACAUGGACCCCACGAAGGGCUUGUUCCGCCGUCGUCCCUCCAAUGCCUCCACCCAUUCGCGCCUGCGUGCCCAGUCCUCCAAUGCCAACGCCUCGUCCAGUUCGCUCAGCGUGAGCAGUGCCGCCGCCCAGUCCUGCCCCACAUCACCCAAGAACUCACCGCUGCCCCUGGCCCGCCGAUCGGUGGGCAACGAGCGCAUCCCCGAGGACGAGAUCGUCCUGGAGCAGCCACCGACCACGUCCCGCGAGGCGGCCGAGUAUGCUGCCGCCUUCGAGGAUGCCCGCCGCGAGCAGGAGCAGCGCCAGCAGCAGCUGGGCCGGAGUCAGCGCUCUCCCCGACCGGGCAAUUCCUCGCGAGAAACGCCCAGGGUCAGCAGCGCCGGCAGUCGGCGGGAGUCCGCCGCCAGGGAGGGAAAUGGCUCCGCCCAGCUGCAGCGGAGUGCCAGCACGGUCAGUGGCUUUGGAGUGCGUCCGCGGAGCAGUCCGGCUGGCCUGCAUGCCUACACGGGCUCUGUUCCCUCCUCCGUCCACGGUUCUCGAGUGGAUCUGCGGGAAGUCGACAAGGGAUCGGCCAUCUAUCUGGGCUGCUCGGCGCCCAGGGCCUCCACACUGUCUAUAUCCUCGUCGAGGGGCUCUUCGGGCGGCUCGGCUCCUCCCUCGCCCUGCCACACUCCCCCCGCCAGUCCACGUCAUGGCGUGAGAAGAUCCACUAGCAUGGUGAAGAAGCCGAGAUGAAGUUCCAAGUCCUUGGCCGCCACAAGGCGGGGAGGUUUUUUUUGAUGCCAGAUGCAUGGGCAUCUGGGCAUCAUGCAUCUGAUCUAAUCCGUAAUCCCUAGGCAACUUGGCACCUUCUUUGGCGAAACGCGCGCGUUACCUGCAGACUUGUUUUGGGAGGGAAGACUACGGAUCCCGUAGUGCCCUCGAGUAGCUUACUCUUGUUAGACGCGGAGGCAUCCUUCGUUCUCGGCUUUGGCUACACUACAAAAAGUUGUUGAUCAAUUUUUAAUAACGCAUCCGGGGCACUCGCCUUCGAGUGCAGCCUGAAUCAAAGAAAAUCAAAUGUUGAGAGAUUAUUUUUCAGAGACGCAUUUAAGAAAGUACCGACAUAUACAUAUAUUUACUGUACAUUAUAUAGCGUAUUUAUUUAUACGAGCAGAUUUGUUGUCGGUCCCCCUUGGAAGGACUGAUCCCCCGGCCGCCCCGUAGAAAGUUGGCCAUUUGUUAGUUUUGUACGGAGCUAGAGUGCUGGAGGGCGAGCGAUUGUGCAGACAGUCGAACAAUAAUUGAGAAUUGUACAAUUGCGUAUUUUUGAUUAUAUCCAUUGUUGUUGCAAAUAUUUUGAUAGCGGAAAAAAAGCGAAAACUAAAAAAUGGGCUCGACCCCAGCGAAGCGUUAUAUACAUUCAUACCUAGUUGAUAUAGUAUUGACAUAUGAGAUUUGAGAUUGUUAUUUAGAAUUGUUGCAUUGUGUAGCAUUGAAUUAUAAACAAAGUUUAUUAGCUCACCGCCCCACCCUCUUUCUUCCACACACAAAACACAAAAAGAAAACCCUUACGAGACAAGAAGCAAUACAUUAGAUCACAAACAAAAUUUAAUCUAAACCAAUGAAAUCGCAUUAAAGUGUGCUUUAAAGCUUGUGGCUUAUCAUAAAGAAACCAAAAAACCAAGAAAACACAAUUAAAAUUAUAAUCGAAUAAGAGUGUAAAAUUAUUUACAACCUUUCCUAGAAUAUCGAAAACAAUCUAAUGGACAUUUGAGAUGUUUUUGCAAGCUGGCUUUGACAAAAUAAAAACAAAACGGCAAUGGACGGCGAAUCAAAUACUGUAUUUAUAAUGCCUAGAGAAAUGCACAAAUCGGUUUUAAACUAAAGUUAUAUAACGAAAUCGUUAAGUUUGUCAAAUGAAUACAAUUAUUAUACAAUAACGAACAAGCAAACUGUCUCCAAGACACGACAAUUAAAAUGAAAUCAAAUUGCAAACACAGUACAUAAUAAAAGUGUCCCUGGAUCAUCCCAGGCAAUACCAA
Messenger RNA from Drosophila biarmipes, 3158 nucleotides. Its product is annotated as dual specificity protein phosphatase CDC14AB. Gene Ontology annotation, cellular component: cytosol. Gene Ontology annotation, molecular function: protein tyrosine/serine/threonine phosphatase activity. The transcript has 7 exons. Gene Ontology annotation, biological process: protein dephosphorylation. The record is from RefSeq and is a predicted model, not a curated record. NCBI's taxonomy places the organism in Eukaryota, Metazoa, Arthropoda, Insecta, Diptera, Drosophilidae. Bases 538 to 1869 code for a protein of 443 amino acids.